AUGCGUCAAAGCGGUAAUUUUUUCUCUAUUUGGAAAGCACCUCUAACACUGCUGAAAAUCAUUUCCAGUGUAUAUUUACUUACUGUUAUGUUGCUCUUCCAUCCAGCCCAGUUGGACAAAUCUGUUAUUAAGUCCUUCAUUUUAACUAAUAGCAUCAUUGACAUCCAAGUAAUCAACAAUUUAAAUUUAUAUGAACAAGAUGGCUUCGACUGUUCUUUAUUCGCAUUUGUUGACUUCAGUGGUCACUUAGUCAAGGGGACUAAGUACUACAUACCUCAUGCAGAAUAUGCUUAG
Molecule: messenger RNA, 294 nt
Organism: Echinococcus granulosus
Lineage: Eukaryota; Metazoa; Platyhelminthes; Cestoda; Cyclophyllidea; Taeniidae
Exons: 2
Coding region: 1-294 (97 amino acids)
Source: RefSeq, a predicted model, not a curated record